AUGAAGAAUAAACGAGAUUACGCGGCAAUUGCAGAGGAUGUACCAGUUCCGGCACCCCGAACGAGGACAACGAUCUGGUCCGCCGAUACGCCGUCGGCUGCUCCGAUUUCAACCUCUCCUACGACUCCCAUCAAUGCCUCCAUGAGUGCAUCAAACCUUGCUACGGACAUACGUCCUUCGCAAUCAAUAUCGCAGGGCGAAUGCGACGUAGGGACGAUUGAAGUCAAGCAGGAAGAUGAGACCAGGUCGAGAGAGCGGAGCUGGGUUUGGAAACACUUCCUUACUACACCUCAAUCAGGGACCUGGAGAUUAGGAAAUAAGGAGCGAGCCGAGCUUAAACACCGUUCGUUGAAACAGCACUUGGAGCAAACCCACAAACUCUACGAGGAUGGCCCCAGGCUCUCCCAGGACACCCACAAGCUCUCCCAGGGCGGUCAUUCAGGGUGCCAAGGUUCGUUAAGCUCGUGGAUUGCCAGGGACAAGCAGCUCCAGUUCGAAGAAGCUGUCUUGGAUUGGAUUGUCUCAGCCUGCCAACCUUUCACAUGCGUCGAAGAUUCUUUAUACAAGGAUAUGAUGAGGGCUAUGGGUUUUCAAGGCUCCAUAUCAAGUGCGGAUGCUAUGUUGCGCCGGCUAUAUCUUCGGCUUGAUGCUCUUGACAGUCGGCUUCGAACCUUGAUGUCUUCAGCAUCCUCAGUCGCGCUAUCUUUGGAUGGCUGGACAAGUCCGGACUCAUUGUCAUUACCAAUGCUAGCAAUCAACGCCCACUGGAUGUCCCCUGAUUUCGAGCAACACCGUGCUUGCAUUGAUUUCGUUCAAGUAGAACCCGUCCUCUCUGGAGAGUACCUUGCCAAUAUCGUCGCGCCGGUUCUUGAGAAGUUUCACAUCUCCGAUAAAGUUAUCACAAUUACAGCUGGCAGCGCAUCGAAUAACGAUACCCUACACCAAUGUCUUUACCAAAAGCUGUCUGAGCGGUACGAUGAGUACCUGACCGAGCCCAUCAUCGAACAAGGGACGAUGAAGUUUACUCAUAUCUCCCAAAUCCGCUGCUUUUCUCACAUCUUGAAUUCGGUUGUGGAAACUAUCUUGAGGUCUUUACGCGCUGGCUCGCGUAGGGAAGUCGUCGAUCUCCUUGACGACGUUGCCAAUAGGAGCUUGAAGACAGUUAACCCUCCUCCUUCGCCUAUUGCAAAGUUUCGACUACUUGUCCUUUGGAUUUCACGAUAUUCUGAGCGGAUACAGGAAUGGGAUAAUCCACCUGCCUGUACAGAAGCUAUCAACUGCGAUGACGAUACUCAUUGGAACUCUACCUUUGUUAUGAUUGCGAGAGCUGAAGAGUGUCGCCGUCAACUUGAAGAAACUGUCAACGAUGACCCAGAAAUCAAAGCUUUGGGUCUCACACUCACACCCAACGACUGGAAACAGCUCUCGGACAUCAAAAAAGUCCUGGUUCCCUUCAACGAAUGUAGCGAGUACAUCUCUCAGAGUAGCCCUUCAAUGCAUAUGGCGGUGCGUCUGUUUACAGCUCUCCGUUCUACAUUCUCCGCUGUCAUGGAACGACGCGGCGAGUGGCAGAAGGUCUCACCAGCGAUCACUGAAUCUAUGUCCGAUGGACUGGCGCUCCUGGAAAAGUACCACAACAGCGUCAAAGACAACGACAUAUACUAUAUCGCACACGUUCUGGAUCCUCGAAUCAAGACCAAGUUGAUCAAAGAGCUACCAGAUGGAGAGAAGAUUAUUGGCCGAAUCCGGGAGUUCCUGAAGAACGCAUAUUCCCCUCCAACACAGUCUAUCUCGACUACUUCACCCCUCAGUUGGUACGAAUAUUGGUCUCCGCUGGAUAACGCUGCUGGGUGUGAUAUCGACAAGUAUUUCGAUACUCCGACAAUCGACACUGGUUUGAAGAUAGUAGGCCAAACCCAAAUCAAGUUUAUACGAAACUGGUGGAAGGACAACAGGUCUGAAUUCAGUUGUAUGGCAAAAGUAGCCCAGGAUCACCUUGCUAUACCUGCAGCGGAGGCAGAUCUCGAGAGACUGUUCAAUGGUGAAGACAAUGGUGGAGAAGAUGUGCUGGGGAUUCAAUAUUUCCACACGGAAAGAAAGGAUUUUGGGGCUGUAUUAAGGGUGAAAGAUGCUAGACAUUGGACUUUGCAAUAG
Messenger RNA from Penicillium bovifimosum, 2154 nucleotides. RefSeq lists its product as uncharacterized. Bases 1 to 2154 code for a protein of 717 amino acids. The transcript has 2 exons. The record is from RefSeq and is a predicted model, not a curated record. NCBI's taxonomy places the organism in Eukaryota, Fungi, Ascomycota, Eurotiomycetes, Eurotiales, Aspergillaceae. Gene Ontology annotation, molecular function: protein dimerization activity.